Paramecium sonneborni is the source of this 1324-nucleotide messenger RNA. Lineage: Eukaryota; Ciliophora; Oligohymenophorea; Peniculida; Parameciidae. The record is from the annotation of a GenBank genome assembly.
AUUUAUUAAACAAAUGGGUGAGAAAUCAUCUUCAUACAUUACAGCUUUGAUAAUUGCAAUGAUUCUUUCAGGGGCAGCUAAUACGAUAGGUAAUAUUUAAAGAAAUGAAUAUUUAGUGUAUAAAUUAUAAAAUACAAGCACAGUAUCAGUAGAUGGUUGGAAAGCAACAAAUUUCAAUCAUCCAUUUAUGCAAGCAACUACAAUGUUUUUAGGUGAGUCUUUAUGUAUAUUGUUAUUUUUAAAUGUAAAAAAGAAACCGGAAUAUAAAUAAGAAUGUAUUGAAGCAGCAGCAAAAGGGUAUAUAUAGAAAUUUGAUAUAUAAUAGAGUAAAAACAAAAGUUAACUAUGGAUGGGUAGCAAUUCCAGCUAUGUGUGAUUUAACAGCCUCAACAUUAGCCUAUAUAUCAUUAAAUUACAUUCCACCUUCAAUAUAUUAAAUGUUAAGAGGAGGAGCAAUCAUCUCAACAGCAGUAAUGUCUAAAUUCUUUUUAAAAAGAAAAAUAAAAAAUUUUUAAUGGUUUGGGUGUGGAUUAGUUUUGGUUGGAAUAACUUUAGUUGGAAUGAGUUCAUUUUUAUUCCCACCAAAAUAGGACAAAAAUGAUGAAGAUUCAAAAACAGAAAUAGGUGCUGCCUAUUUUAUUUCAGUUGGUUUAUUAUUAUUGUCUGUUAUAAUGAAUGGACUUUAAUUUGUUUCUGAAGAGAAAUUAUUUGAUGUUUAUUAUUUACAUCCUUUUGAAAUAGUAGGUAUUGAAGGAUUAUGGGGUUUUUCAGUUUACGUUGUUUUAGCAGUCUCAUUGACUUUUAUACAAUGUCCAACUUCUAUGAAUGAUAGUUGUAUAGAAAAACGAAUGACUGGAAUGUUUUAUUUUGAAAGAGCUGAUUUUUAUUUUUUACAAGUUGUUAAUAGUGGAUUAUUGUUAUUUUGGGUUAUUUUAGGUAUAUUUACAAUUGCUACAUUUAACAUCUGUGGUGUAUCAGUUACUAAAUAUGUAUCUUCUUUAGCUAGGUUAUGAUUUAUUUUAUAUUUUUAGAUCACUUGUUGAUGUCUCAAGAACAUUAAUUAUAUGGGCUGUUUCACUAGCUAUUACUUGGAUUGAUCCAGAGUCUAAAUGGGAAAAUACUAGAUGGGAAGCUAUUAUUCUAGAACUAAUUGGAUUCUGCAUUUUAGUCACUGGAAAUCUAAUUUAUAAUGGCACUAUUAAAUUGAGAUUUCUUAAUUCUGGCACUCAAGGUAAUAUAUUUAUAUUAAUCCUUUUAAGUUGAUGAUGCAGCUCAACAAUUUCUAGAUAAUUAGAGUGGAUAAUCCUUAUAGCCUCCAUGAAGC